Molecule: messenger RNA, 449 nt
Organism: Xyrauchen texanus (razorback sucker)
Lineage: Eukaryota; Metazoa; Chordata; Actinopteri; Cypriniformes; Catostomidae
Gene: nkl.2
Product: NK-lysin tandem duplicate 2
Exons: 5
Coding region: 27-449 (140 amino acids)
Biological process (GO): lipid metabolic process; defense response to bacterium
Source: RefSeq, a predicted model, not a curated record
GGUUCAUCAGCUGCCAACACGUCAACAUGUUCCGGAACAUCAUUCUUGUCACCUUACUCGCAUACUCAGUGUGUGCAGUUCACUGGGAGAUUCGUGAAGUGGAUUCUGCAGAGGACCAACUUGAAGAGAUUCCUGAUGACAGUGUGAUGAAACAAAAUCUUCUUAACAAGUGCUCGAUAUGUACAUCCAUCAUAAAGAAAGUGAAAAAAACAAUCUCCUCCAAAACAACACCGGAUGAAAUCAAAGAGAAGCUGAACAACACCUGCAAAAAAUUCCUCCUCUUUAAAUCUCAGUGCAAUCGUUUUAACAAAUAUUUGAGCACUUUGAUUGACGAGCUGCACACCGCUGAUGGCCCAAAAACCAUCUGUACUAGAAUUCAUUUCUGCAAGUCACCACCGCCCAUAAAGGAGUUCAUUUUUGUAUCUGAUCAAGCUUUUGACAAUCUCUGA